Cimex lectularius (bed bug) is the source of this 2702-nucleotide messenger RNA. RefSeq lists its product as uncharacterized. The record is from RefSeq and is a predicted model, not a curated record. Bases 587 to 2173 code for a protein of 528 amino acids. The transcript is spliced from 2 exons. NCBI's taxonomy places the organism in Eukaryota, Metazoa, Arthropoda, Insecta, Hemiptera, Cimicidae.
ACAUUUAAACAAGGGAUUAAAGGUAGGUUUUACCAUAUACAAGUGUUCGUAGUAGAUUAAAACAGAUGGAUGGCAUUUACCACUAAAUCUUUGUAAAUUGUUUUAAAUAUGUUUUAAAAGGAAGUUUUGAUAAAAUGGUGAGGUUGACAAACGGUGAAUGGCCCAGCUGAGAGCUCAUAGGCACCUAUUGGGGGUGGAGAAGACUAGGAAAUAUUUGCCAUCUGUUCAAAAAUAGAUUCUCGAUCUGGACUUUUGCCCAUAGAGCAGUGUAAGCAGAGGGGGCUGACUCCCUGCACAACUUUAAACCAUAAGAUUGCAAACACUGUUAAUAACAUUUUAUAUUUAGUUUAGCCGAACCUCUCAGUUUAAUUGCAUCAGAAUAAGUGUUAAAAGUUCUAUUGUCGUCUCCCAAAUAGCUAAUAUAAAAACAAGUGAAAGUGUUUUGAGUGAUAGCCAUUUUAUUUUUAGACAUGUUUGCAAUAUAUUUUGGACCAGGAUAAAAAUGUUGUUAAAGCAUGAAGCCCGUUUUAUGUAAGACGUUUAAAUUUAUCACUUUCAAGAAUGCACUGUGAAACUACUAGUUUAGAUGUCAGGGAAGGAGUGGGCAUCUUGCUGCGGAAACAGCAAUUUUAACAAUACAACAGCACCGGAAGAAUGGUCAGUCCAUGCCCAAUUGACCUUCACACCCCAAGCGGGUAACAUAGUUUUGACCACGAGUGAUGGCGGAAGUGGAUACGCUGCUAGAGGGGAUUCGGGUUAUAGUAGCGAACGAGUAGGAAGCCCUAGAUGUUGCGGAGGGCUUGGUCUAACAGGAGCCCGGGCGACUUGCAGUGUUACAGUCGCAGGUCACCACACAGUUACACUGACUUGCUCCGAAAUUCCUGAACCUCCCACAAAUGUGGUGCCACCUGUUAAUCAACAUUCUCAGGCGCCUCAACAACAACAACAGCAGCAGCAGCAGCACAACCAACAUUUUUGCUUUCACCCUCCUCAUCCUCCUCCAGAAAAACAACAUUUCACACCUCUUUUCAAAGAUGCAGCUUCACAAACAUCAACGUCUCAAGUCCCCUUGGUUGUAAAAGAGCAGUCUCGUAAACCAAAGCCAGUGACUCGAUCGCCAGCUAGAGUCAGAGGGAGCCCUUUAGCAAAUAAAUCACCAGCAAGUAGCAGCGAAGGAAUGAAAAACCCUAGAACUGUGCACAUCGAUGUUUAUUGCACUGGGUCUGAUUCCGAAAGUUCAUCAUCUUCUGAAGAAGAUACAAUUUCAACACCACAGACGGUUUUUGAAUCAAGUAAUAUGAAAGUACUUCAUACCCGUGCUAAUGGAAAUCAAGUCCCACAUGCACUGCAACGCCAAAAAAGGCAAAUAUUAAGUAAUAGUAAUGUGAAUACAAUAUUCUCACCUACUGGAAGCCAGUCGAAUUUUAGCACAGCUUACCCUUCACCUCGAAGCUCGCUAGUGUCCGGGUUUGAUAAUUUCAGUAUCCCCAGUGAAAGCACUAUUUCAUCUAGAAUGUCAGUUGAAAAUAGUUCUUCUGUAACCACUUCUUGGAAAGAUACCGACAUUGAAUCUACAAGGGCCAGCCUGAAGGAAAAUGACAGCUUUGAAUAUGACAACUCACUCGAUAAAUUGAGGAUAAAACAAAAAGAGAAGAUUUGGGGGGAGCAAGCAAACACAGGUUUAAAAAAGGGAACGGGUUUCAAGAACAGGUCUCCGCCAAUCACUGUAAGAGAUGACGAGGAUUCAAGUAGUUCCACUUCCUCCGAUGAGAGUGACGGUUUGGCAUGGAGUUUCGGACGUUAUGCCGACCUAGAAGCCAAGCAGGGUUUAAAAAGGGAGGACACGGUUCGUAGGGCUAACUCUCAGUCGAGUGAAGUAUCAGUUGUAGGCAAACAGCCGACGUGUCUCAGAAAAUCUGGAAGCUUGAGCGACUCAGAAAUCUCACCGUCCGGAAAAAAAUCAUAUAAAAACUCUGGGAAACCUCCACCAAUAAAAUAUGAACAUUGGUCAAAGGCGCAAAAGUUUGGUCCGGUAGUUGGUUCAUUGAAAAAGCCGGGACAUCAUGUGGGCCCUUCGAAGAAUCCUGAUUGCUCGUGUGAUACUUGUCGAUAUUUUUUUGAACAUAUUUGUUAUAGAAAUCGUACUAGAUCACUCGGAGAUAAUCCAAGUUAAGGAUACAAUUUAAUGAACAAAUAUUAAAGUAAUUAAAUAAUUUUGUUUUCUAAAUUUAUUAAAUGACCAAGAAAAAUUGAGUUUCUUAAAAAUUUGGAUCUUAACCGUGUAUACCUCUCAUGGGUUUAUUAAUAUUAUAUAAAUAAAAUAUUUGUCUAUUUAAUUUUUUAAGCUACUGAUUGGUUUUUAACAUGUGCUCAUUUAGAAUGACCCCCAUCCCCUUCUUUUAAAGAGCCUUAAACCUUUAAUAAUAUAUCACUGUAAUUUAUUUUAAUGAGAUGUGUGGAUUUAAACAUUCAAUUUAUAUUUUGUUAUUUAUUAGUGGUAUUUUUAUCAAUUUAAGUUUGCAAAAAGUUGAUUUUUUUUUUAAAUGAGUUUGAGAUGGAUGUUUGGAAGUAAAAUGUAUUGUUUAUUACUACUAGUGCUUAAUUAAGCAACAUCUUAAUAAUGCUUUCUAAUGAUUUAUUUGAAAAUAUGCUUAAGAUUUAAUAAAUAUUAAGUUAAAAAUUUAUUUUUAAAAAAGACUGUU